CGCAUUCGAUCCUCGUAGGAACUUGUUACGUGGCAGUGUACUUACUCCAGAAUCAUGAAGAUCGCCCUAAUCCUCCUGGCUACGAUCCUGGCUACAGCUCUGGGAUAUCCUGCUCCCCCAGAAAAAGAAAGUAUAUUAACGAGGAUGGUGCGAGAGGCGUCACCAAAUCCAGGCCACUAUAAACACGGAGGAUUUAUCGCUGGAUAUGGUGGUGGUUACGGGCAUGGACAUGGACACGGUGGUCACGGUGGAUAUGGACCAAGUGGUUAUGGCGGUGGCUAUGGAGGUUAUGGUGGAUAUAGACCAAGUGGUUAUGGCGGUGGCUACGGAUUUUCUGGAAGCUCCGCUCACGCUGGCGCCAUUAGCUCGCCUUUUGGAAGCGCGGCGUUCGCGAGCGCUAAAGCAGGAGCCACUGGAUACGGACGAUGAUAAACCAAGUGACAAUAAAGGCCAGUUACAAUGUUUAAUUCGAUUGCUCACAUAUGUACAAUAACUUCACAUUUGUAACCACUUUUGUAUAAUAAAUUUUUAUACCAUUCAAUUGUUCUGCAACUACCUCGUAACGAUAUUGUAUUUAAUGUUCCAAUUCGUAUUGUUCACAACUAUGACGCAUGGAAAUAAAUUAUUUAU
Molecule: messenger RNA, 630 nt
Organism: Colletes gigas
Lineage: Eukaryota; Metazoa; Arthropoda; Insecta; Hymenoptera; Colletidae
Product: glycine-rich RNA-binding protein 3, mitochondrial-like
Exons: 3
Coding region: 55-429 (124 amino acids)
Source: RefSeq, a predicted model, not a curated record